GUUGCUUCAGUACACUUCUCCUUUUUUUCAGUUUCAAACAGCAGCCAUUGCAUUGUCUCGCUUUUAUUAUUUUUUUCUCACCUCGGUUCCAGUUUUUUUUUUGCCACUGCGAGAGAAGGGGUGUGAGGCAAACCGGUGGUCCACACCUUCAGACAGCUUUGUCCACCUCUAAAAGACACACCUUGGAUUAUUCCCCCUGUUCUGCCUUUUGUUGUCUAUUUUUGUCUUCAUUUUCAUUGGUUACUGAAAUCUACACUUGUUCGGUCGCCUGCUAUCAUGGAGCUUGUCACCCGAAUCCUGUGUCUUUGAGGUGUGGAUGCUCCAGGCACAGCGGGACCCAGCCUCCUUGUCUGAGAGGGACGAGGCUGCUUCCACCUGGGCCACAGCGAUCCUCGUGUUGUCUCUCUCAGUGCUAGCCGCCCGCGUAGAGAACGGGAGGACGACAGGCAAGCCAUUUAGCGAGGAGAAAGCGAGCUACAGCCUCUGUCGGUGGCUCUAACUGUGAGGAGAAGGAGCCAGAGUCGUCGCCGGGAUAUUUUAGGCUGCUCCCUGCCCUCUGAACUCCACUGCCAUGACGACUGCAGUGCAGCCUAGUGAACUGGUGUUUGAAUUUGCCAGCAACGGCAUGGACGAAAUCAACCAGGUGUGCAGUUAUCUCAUCCCCACACCCGUCUCUGAAUCCUGUGGAGCAGGCUUGAUUCUGGACGACCCAUCAGUAUUCCCAGCGGUGAUUGUCGAGCAGGUGCCCGCAGCCGAUCUGCUGCAGGUCUACUCAGGCCUCGAGUCCGACGAGGUGACCAACGGCAUCAUGGUGGACACCACCCUCCAUGUGGUGGAGGCACCUUCCAUCUUGGUGGGAGGGGUGGACCUCUCAGAAACAACAGUCUCAGGUGCAGAGGACAGCAUGGAGACGAACGAAGCCGCAGCAGCUCUUCUUAACAUGGAGUCGCCAAACAACAUCUUGGACGAGAAACGCAUGAUCCACACCUACGGCACUCUGCUGGAGUCAGACUUGACAUACACCCCUCUGAGGCCUGACCAGUUGGACAACAGUGCCCUUGACAUGUCUCUAGAUGAGGACACCUCAUCCAUGGACGAGAUUCCCCAAAAGUGUCAGUUAAAACCUCAGAAAAAAAACAAAGUGCGGAAGCCGCGGGCAGUGCGACCCUGCUCCCCUAUUACCACCCCUUCCCUGCCACUCAGGAAGAAGAGCAAAGAGGGCAAAGGUAACACCAUCUACCUGUGGGAAUUCCUUCUGGCUUUACUGCAGGAUAAAAACACCUGUCCCAAAUACAUCAAGUGGACACAGCGGGAGAAAGGCAUCUUUAAGCUGGUGGACUCCAAGGCGGUUUCAAAGCUUUGGGGCAAACACAAGAACAAGCCUGACAUGAACUAUGAGACUAUGGGAAGAGCUCUCAGGUACUACUAUCAGAGGGGCAUCCUGGCUAAAGUAGAGGGGCAGCGCCUGGUCUACCAGUUCAAAGAGAUGCCAUCUGAUUUGGUGGUCAUUGAGGAUGAAGACACAGGCUCUGGUGGUAACGCCACAUACGGGAACCAAAGGGCUACCAACGGACGGUCUAUGGUCCGUGGAGGAUCCAGAGGGCACGGGAGGUCUCACGGUCACCACCAAGUUUCAGUGAAGCACAUGAAGAAAGAGCCUAAUGAUGAAUAUUUGUACCAGGAAGCCAAUGGUGGACAGGCCGAGCAUCUUCUUCAGCCUGUCCAUGUGUUGCAGGCCAACCAGGGGUCGGCUCAAGAUAAUGCUAUGAGAACCAUCAGUGCACCCAUGGUCCUGACAUCUUCUGGCUCUCUUCAGUCCAUCAACACUGUUCUGGCCAACGGGGAUUCCAGCCACUCCUCCCCUCCUCGGGUGAUACUCCACACCAUGCCCUCCACCACUACGGGUGGUAAGGAUGUGCUCACCAUUCAGACAGCCUCUCUAGCAGGUGGAGCCAACGGCCUGCAGGACGGCCUUCCCCAGCAGCUCCUGGUCACCAGCCUUGGCUCCUCCGUCUCCUCCUCCACUUCUCCCUGCACUUCUCCAGGAGUUACUAAUUCCACUGCAUCCAGCCUCAACGGUCUCCCCCGCCUGGUCACCAUCAACACGUGCGGGCAGACCAUGGUGGCACAGCAGCCCGGCACUGUAAUUGCCACCGUGCUCAAAUCCAGCGACCUCUGUGGGCUGCAGGUCAAAGAGGAAAUGCUGGACCCCAGCUACUUCCAGUCAAUGGUGAAUGGUGAUCCAUCACUAGCGGCAAAUACAUUUGAGAGGGAAGAGAUGGAGGAAGAAGAAGCUGAGCUGCAGUAUAGGACUGUGAUCAUUGAUACCAGUCAAAGCCACGACCAGGAAGCUGGAACUGAAACUAUAAUUAAUGGACAUUCGUCUCAGAGCAGCAGCCCCAGUGAGGGUCUGACCCCUGUGGAGGAGCUGGAAGUGCGUGGGGAGAUGUCUCUGCAGCCUGAGCAGGGAAUCAAAAGCCUGCAGGAGCUGCCACUCUGUGUCCAACUGCCUGCAAACUUUAUCCAGAUUAAGACAGAGCCUGCGGAGGCUUAA
This is a messenger RNA of Scomber japonicus (chub mackerel), 2554 nucleotides long. It is a transcript of the gene elf1, whose product is annotated as E74-like ETS transcription factor 1. Gene Ontology annotation, molecular function: DNA-binding transcription factor activity, RNA polymerase II-specific; sequence-specific DNA binding. Gene Ontology annotation, cellular component: nucleus. The record is from RefSeq and is a predicted model, not a curated record. Gene Ontology annotation, biological process: regulation of transcription by RNA polymerase II; cell differentiation. NCBI's taxonomy places the organism in Eukaryota, Metazoa, Chordata, Actinopteri, Scombriformes, Scombridae. Bases 572 to 2554 code for a protein of 660 amino acids. The transcript has 10 exons.